AUGGCACCGCCUCACUCGGCUGCAGCGGCAGCAGAGUCUGCCAGCGACCUUAACUACCUGCUGAGGGCGCUGCACUGGACGGCCAUCUUGCGUCACCCACACAGCGCCGCCAGAUCACCACUUCUGUUCCGGCUGUGUACCAUCACCGUAGUGUCCAUCAUCGUAUCUUUCAUCAGCUCAGAGAUUGCCGUACUGUGGCGAGAAGGCAUUGCAGACCUGGACGUCUUCAUACUGAUGAUUAGUAUCGCAGACACAGGCUUCAUCUGGCUCUUCCGUAUAGCACACACUGCUGUAUGUGAGCGCCACUUCCAUAAACUCGCUCUACAGGUGGGACAUGACUUCGCUGAGUUCGUGACCUGGGAUGACGUUCCUGUGCUACGCGCACAAGGGCGUUUGGUGCGUCGUUUCUUGCUGAUGUACAUCUGGUUCGGCAUAACCGCCUGCACCUACUAUCUGUUCUCACCAGUCAGCGCUGAGGGCCUGCCCUUUAUUCUGGCCCUACCAUUUGAUGCGUCGCAACCCAUAGGCUAUGCCAUCGCGUGGCUUUACUGUUUUAUUGUAACGAUGCACGCCGUGGUGAUGACAAUGGUGCUCGACUCUUUCAACGUGAGCAUCAUCGCUCAGCUACGUAUGCAGAUCAUGCUACUGAACCGGAAAAUAGUCAGUCUCGCCAGAGACAUGUCUGAGAAACUCGAAUACUGUUCAGAAGCGUCUGCCUACAGUGACCUCCGCAGCCGUCUGGAAAAGUGCGUUCUUCACCACCAAGCAAUCAUCAAGAACGCAGACCUCCUGGAGAAGUGCCUAGGUACGAUGUUACUGGGGCAGAGCAUAUCCAUAGGAGCUGCCGCCUGCUUCCAGAUGUUCCAAAUUGCCACAAGUGCAGACGGCCUGCAACAGAUCGGGAAAUUCGGCUGCUACCUAUCUACCAUGCUUUCGGAGCUCUUCGUUAACUGCUGGUUUGGUGAUGACCUCAUUACAGAAAGCGAGAACCUAUCUCUGGCGGCGUACGAUGCGGUGACUUCUCUGCAGGGAUGCCCCCUGUCCAUCAAACGGUCGCUGCUGCUGCUCAUGCACCGCGCCCAGAGACCACUGUGCAUCACCGCCGGAGGGUUCUUCCCCCUCUCCAGGGAGUCCUUUGUUGCGGUGCUAAACGUGUCUUACUCAUUCUACGCCAUUUUACGAAAUUUCAAGAAUGAAGAACUGUAG
This is a messenger RNA of Schistocerca nitens (vagrant locust), 1206 nucleotides long. Its product is annotated as odorant receptor Or2-like. Gene Ontology annotation, cellular component: plasma membrane. Gene Ontology annotation, molecular function: odorant binding; olfactory receptor activity. NCBI's taxonomy places the organism in Eukaryota, Metazoa, Arthropoda, Insecta, Orthoptera, Acrididae. Bases 1 to 1206 code for a protein of 401 amino acids. Gene Ontology annotation, biological process: detection of chemical stimulus involved in sensory perception of smell; sensory perception of smell. The record is from RefSeq and is a predicted model, not a curated record. The transcript is spliced from 6 exons.